Messenger RNA from Alternaria postmessia, 978 nucleotides. RefSeq lists its product as uncharacterized. The transcript is spliced from 2 exons. The coding region runs from base 1 to 978 and encodes 325 amino acids. Gene Ontology annotation, biological process: maturation of LSU-rRNA from tricistronic rRNA transcript (SSU-rRNA, 5.8S rRNA, LSU-rRNA); ribosomal large subunit assembly. Lineage: Eukaryota; Fungi; Ascomycota; Dothideomycetes; Pleosporales; Pleosporaceae. Gene Ontology annotation, molecular function: rRNA binding. Gene Ontology annotation, cellular component: nucleolus. The record is from RefSeq and is a predicted model, not a curated record.
AUGAUCAAGGCAGUGAAACCAAAGAAUGCUCGCGCCAAGCGCGCAAUGGCAAAGCGCGAACCGCAACAGAACGAGAACCCCAAGACCACGCUCUUCGUCUCUGGCCAGAAGACUUCUCAGAUCCUCAAGCUCGCCGUCGCCGAUAUCUGCACCAUCAAGCGACCCUUUAUCGAGCGUUUCACCAAGAAGAACGACAUCCACCCCUUCGAUGAUGCUUCUUCGCUCGAGUUCUUCUCCCAGAAGAACGACACCUCGCUCCUCGUCCUGUCUCUACACUCGAAGAAGCGACCGCACUGCUUGACGUUGGCACGAACAUUUUCAUACAAGAUGUUGGAUAUGCUAGAGUUGUACAUCAACGCAGAGACCUUCCGCACGCUUCAGCAAUUCAAGAACAAGAAGCCGUCAAUCGGCCUGAAGCCACUAAUCAGCUUCCACGGCACCGUCUUCGAAGACCCCAACCAGACAAAGUACACCCUAGCAAAGAGCUUGUUUAUCGACCUGUUCAAGGGCCAGGAUGCGACCGAAGUCGACGUCGAAGGCCUCCAGUACCUCAUCUCCAUCUCCGCCGAAGAACCCACCGACGCGCUCCCCAACCCGCAAAUAAAACUCCGCUUCUACCUCCUCCGCACCAAGCGCUCAGGCCAAAAGCUGCCGCGCAUCGAAGUCGAGGAAAUGGGCCCGCGCAUGGACUUUGCGCUCGGCCGCGAGAUGUUCCCUGAUCCGGAUAUGCUGAAGGAAUCGCUCAAGAAGCCCAAGGGUGCUGAGCCGCGGACCAAGAAGAACAUUGACACUGACAUCAUGGGUGACAAGACGGGUAAGAUCCAUGUUGGCAAGCAAGACUUUGCCAAUCUGCAGACUAGGAAGAUGAAGGGUCUUAAGCGAGGAAGGAACGAGGACGAGGACGAGGAAGUUGGUGUUGAGGAUACGGCAAGUGAAGGCGACGAUGAGGAGAAGACGCCCAAAAAGGUUAGGGUAUGA